Molecule: messenger RNA, 3155 nt
Organism: Megalops cyprinoides (Indo-Pacific tarpon)
Lineage: Eukaryota; Metazoa; Chordata; Actinopteri; Elopiformes; Megalopidae
Gene: gdpd5b
Product: glycerophosphodiester phosphodiesterase domain containing 5b
Exons: 18
Coding region: 291-2063 (590 amino acids)
Biological process (GO): lipid metabolic process; positive regulation of neuron differentiation
Cellular component (GO): plasma membrane
Molecular function (GO): glycerophosphodiester phosphodiesterase activity
Source: RefSeq, a predicted model, not a curated record
UGUCUACUCUUACGGAUUACUCGCGGUGCCUGUCACAGUGCACGCUAUAACCUCUGGGAAGGUACAGCCCUCGGAUGAUGUGCCCCAAACACAAAGAGAGCUACAGCAGGAGCCAUCCACCUCAGUUGCUACUUUUGACAGAGCAGUUCUGUGCUGACGCGUGUGAACGCAGUAUCAACGAUCGGACGAGCUUUCGCCUGCUUCUGUCUCUGGAGGCGAAGAACUGAAAGAAUCGCCGAGGGAUCCUCUGCUCUCAGUGGGAUGUGAGUGAGCUGGGAGGCUGAAGUAGCAUGGUGAAGCACCAGCCCCUGCAGGUCUAUGAGAAGCAGCUGUGUUUGUCAUGUUUAACAGGGAUCUAUGGCUGCCGCUGGAAACGGUACCAGAGGUCACAUGACAACACCACCAAGUGGGAGUGUCUGUGGACCCUGGUUCUGGUGGUGACCUUCUCCCUGCUCUUGGUCUGGUCCUACUUCUGGUGGGAGGCCCACAACGACUACAAUGAGUUCAACUGGUUCCGGUAUAACCGAUCGGGCGAGUGGAGCGACGGGACGGUGCCGAUCCUGGCGAGCACGGCCGUGGGCUUUGCCUACAUCACCCUGCUAAUGAUUUUAGCUCUGGGACACAUCGCUGUGGGACAGCAGCUCAAUCUGCACUGGCUUCACAAGAUCGGUGUGACCGCAGCUCUGCUGACCACGCUUAUUGGGGUCAUAUCUGUCAACCAAACCUGGGGCGGGGAGUGGGACAUCGUCCCCAUCUCUCUGCAGGCUACAGGUCCCUUCCUGCACAUCGGUGCUGUGGUGGCUGUCACUGCACUGGCCUGGCUGGUCGCCGGGCAGGUCGCUCGCGCCGAGAAAACAAGCUUCCAGCUGGUUCUGCUGCUGGUUUACCUGAGUGUCCUGCUGGGACUCUACCUGCUGCCUCUCGCCAUCACCUCUCCCUGCCUCAUGGACCCCAGAAGCCUCAAACCACGGCCGACUGUCAUUGGCCAUCGGGGAGCGCCAAUGUUGGCCCCAGAGAAUACCCUCAUGUCCUUCCACAAAGCCCUGCAGCACAAGGCCAGCGGGCUGGAGGCGGACGUGACCGUGAGCCUGGAUGGAGUGCCAUUUUUAAUGCACGACCGCACGCUGCGAAGGACCACAGACGCCGCCACCGUCUUUCCCGACCGGCAGUUUGAUGAUGCCUCCAUGUUCAACUGGACCGACCUACGUGCCCUAAAUGCCGGGCGGUGGUUUCUCACGAAUGACCCCUACUGGACGGUCCAGGACAUGACCCACAAGGACCGGGUCCGGGCAGGCAACCAGACGGUGUGCAGCCUUGAGGAGCUGCUGCAGCUGGCGGCGCGGUCCAACCACUCGGUCACCUUCAACCUACGCCGCCCUCCCAAGGGACACCCCUGCCGUGACAGCUGGGUCAAUGACACCCUCGAUGUGGUUCUGCUGUCCGGGAUUCCUCAGGGCCAGGUGAUGUGGACCCCGGACUGGGACAGGGGUAUGGUUCGGCAGGCAGCAAGGGGGCUCCUGCAGACUUCCGAGGAGAAGCUGUCUGUGGAGGAACUCCAACAGAGAGGCGUCACCCGACUCAAGCUGCGCUACAACCAGGCGAGCGCUCGGGAAAUACAAGAGUACUUGGCGAGCAAUGUGAGCCUCACCCUAUCCAGUGUGAACGACCCUUGGCUCUUCUCCGUGUUGUGGUGCAGCGGGGUCCCCUCUGUCUCCUCGGACGCACCCCAAAUCCUCAGAAAGGUGCCUUACCCCGUGUGGCUGAUGAGCCCAGAUGAAUACCGUCUGAUCUGGAUCACCACAGAUCUCAUCUCUUUCGCAAUAGUAAUAGGAAUUUUUGUGUUCCAAAACUAUCACAUGAUCAGGUGGAGACUGAGCGGGAUGCAACGCUAUAACCCGGAGCAGAUCAUGCUGAGCGCCGCGGUCAGGCGCUCCAGCCGGGAUGUCAACAUCAUGAAGGAGAAGCUCAUCUUCUCAGAGGUGAGCAACGGCGUUGGCAGCGGGGAGGAUCUCUACAUGGAAAAUGGAUACGACGGCUACACCAACCAAGGCGUUGCCCACUAACCGCGGCGCGACCGCGGGGACGCCCGGGCCUCCUGGGACUUUUAACGUACCUCGAGAGAAAAAGGGAAGAAACAAACACUGAAAAUGCUAAACUCCUCUCUCCAAGCGACUGACGCACAGUGCGUGUGGAAUCCUAAAAACGGGGGUUCUGUUGCACUCCUCUGAACUUCUGAUCCAGACUGCGGUCCUGCUGCAGUCACCCAAGCGCCAGGAUGUGUCUAACUCUAAAUAGCGGUCCUUUGUAUCGCCCCUCUCUUGUCGCAUGGUAGGACUGCAAUGCAUUCGGCCAACUGUGAGCACGUUUUCAUGAGCAAACCGACUUGCAGAGUCUGCCUCCUCUCCUUUCUCGAUGUUUGAGCGAGCCCUUGGACAAACCACUCUGUCCCCCUGCCCUAAAGCAUGAUGUGUUUUUAUAAAUGUUCGGUUGUUUCCUGAUUGUGCUCCUUGCAUCCCUGUAAUUAAUGAACACAGACCGGUAGUCCCUCGUUUCCCUGGUUCCUGCCUGGUGAUAGGACUCCCACGUGUUUGACCAUAAAGGCACCCUUGGCCUCUGCGUCUUUCCUUGAAGUGAAUUACAUGUCACACUAAAAGUGGAAAUGUGCUUUAUUUAUUUUUUAUUCCUUUUUUUACAUUUUUAAAUGCAUGUGAUAUAAAAGGUAAAGGCUCACCAGCGCCUCCCUGUGGGACACAUCUCAUGUGCACUUGGGUGAGCUCUCUCGUGAAGAGUGAAUGCGUGUGAUUUUUUUUGUAAUAACGUGUAAUGAUAGCAUUUAGGAUUUUCCUCCCGUUUGUGCUGUUGUAUUUGGAGUGCUACAUAUACUGUAAGGGUCUUGCCUGCCUGGCUGGCAUAGCAUUCUAUCAGAAACAUGGUUUGAUAUUUAUACGCAUUUGAACUGUAUUGAUUGUAAGUGAUUGGUGAUGUAAUCUUUCUCAUCCUUAUCUCUGCAGCCACUUUCUUUGACAUUAUUGCCUGAUUCAUGGUGGUUAAAAAAUCCAUACUGUGAAAUCCAUGUGAAAUUCAUGUGUUUUUUUUUUUCAGCUGACUUGGGCCUUGCAAAAAAAGAAAAAAAUCUUACAAUAAAAUAGGUCUCA